AUGGCUCGUGUGAGCGGAACGAAACAUACACUCAAAUAUACUUCUAAAAUACCCUGGUUUAAUGCUGUGGCUACACUGGAUGGCGCCCUCUAUCGACAGGCGCGGUCAAAACUUCCGAAGAAGAGACGUCGAGUGUUACCCGUUGAACAACCCCGAAGGAAACGCGACGCCACCGCCUCAAAUCGUCGCGUGAAUGCCGUGAAACACCCGGUUGUGUUAAAGGACCUUCAGGGAGCUAACAAGUUCGGUGUAAACGGCAUGAACAUGAUUAGUUUGGCUUUACAAGGUCCACCGAAUGUACUUCGUCCUCCGCCCACGGUACAGCCACUACAAGCUCGGGCUCCUAUAGUCGAGAGCCCGAUAGUAAACACGCAAUGCGCUACCAUAUCGUUGGCAUCACUACAACCUCCCCUGAUGACUGCCCCGCCCUUACAACCACGGCCUGCCACAACCGGAUCAUUAGAUCUGAUGCUACCCUUGCAACCAAAACUCUUACCAGGGUACAACCUGCAAUCAUCAUUUCUAUCCAGCACCUUGUCAACUGUCCGACCUCCGGAUUUGAACAAAAUUAUCAGAGAUGACUUUAAACCGACAGUAGAUAUAAUUGUUGAGAAAUCGGAAGAUGUAGAUAACAAAAUGUGUUGUGAUGUAGGUAGAAUUAUAGAUGAUAAUGUAUGUUGUGAAAUUAAUUCGAAUGUUAUAGAGAACGAUCCAUGUAAAGAUAGUCCUAAUAAUAAUUCAGUUUAA
This is a messenger RNA of Pieris macdunnoughi, 747 nucleotides long. The record is from the annotation of a GenBank genome assembly. NCBI's taxonomy places the organism in Eukaryota, Metazoa, Arthropoda, Insecta, Lepidoptera, Pieridae.